Messenger RNA from Pogona vitticeps (central bearded dragon), 2579 nucleotides. RefSeq lists its product as uncharacterized. Lineage: Eukaryota; Metazoa; Chordata; Lepidosauria; Squamata; Agamidae. The record is from RefSeq and is a predicted model, not a curated record.
GAGGAAGGACGUCCCGCUGAACCCACUGGCUGGGCUUCCUUCUGAGUAAAGACAAAGAGGAGACCACCAGCGCUGGUGCAGGGAUUGGGUUGUUUGUCCACGUGCAAGAGGACCACAUUCCGGAUGUCCCUCUGUGUAUGUGUGUGAUCCUAUUGCUCUACCGGUUGUUGUGAGCCGCCUCGGGUCCUGUCUUAGUAGAAAGGUGGCAUAAAAAUUAAUAAAUCAGCGAACUGCACAAUGGAUGGUGGAUUCAGGAGGGAGAGUUGCGGAUCAGGGCCAGGCCAGCUGAGUUACAUUUCUCACCAGGGGUGGGUGGAGAGAGUUGACUUGGUGCUUAUAAAGGGUGGAGGAGGCAGGUGGGCCAACCCGCAAGGACACGGUGGGGCUACUGAGAGGGGAGGGGGGUCAGGAGACUAGAGGCAUCCUCCACCACCACCACUCGGGGCAAGGCAGAGCCAUGGGGAGGGCCCAGGCAGGUGUCGUGCUGUUUCUUCUUCUGUGGGGUCCGGGAGACCCCGGGGCUGGAGGAGAGAUGUGCCGCUCUUGGAUGUUUGGGAUCAAGACCCGGUACGGGCCCUUCCGCUGUCCCGGGAAGAAGGACCCAGCUUUCUCCAAGUACUGCUGCGGGACCUGCCUCCAGCCCUACUGCUGCCCCUGGCAGGACCACCGGCUCAACCAGACGGCCUGCUUGACCAGCGGAGACCUUGAGGGCCUCUCCUUCGAAGACCUGGCGGCCAUCCCGACCGUCAGCCCUGUGUUGACGACCAGCCCCCCAGCCUUGACCACCACGGCCGUCCGAGCUACCACCCUGGCGGUGCUUGUCGAGAAAGCACAUCGGCAAUAUAUCUGGGUCAUCCUUUUCGUCUUGUGUCUGGCAUCCUCUAUCAUUGUCGCAUACUGGCUUAUCAGGCGUUGUUUGAAUCGAAGGUUCAUUGCUGAGUGGCUGAGACGCCCAGCUGAAGACCCGCCAUCGCUGGAACUGGCCCAGGUUCCUCCACAACCAGAAGCCAAUGAGAAAUCUCCUCCAAGACCUGCCACCAUUGAGGUCCCUCAUGGGCCUAAGACUGCUGUAGACACUGAAGCACGAUCUCCAGGUGUUGAGGAUCUCCAGGGAAGCUGUGAGGUGCUUCCUUGUUUGGACAAACCCCUCAGUGGGCAACCUAGCCACCCACCCUCUGGAAGCCCUAAGAGAGAAGAGGAUUAUCUUGUCUUCAGCACCUCUCCAAAUAAUGCUGAGGGUCCAGUCCUGGAGCUAACCAUGGGAGCUGAAUCGGCAAUCUAAUAAGUAACCAGAGAUUCUCCCUUGAAGGAGAACUGCUGGACAACAGCCCAGUGGGCUCUAUAGCCACAGAUUUUUAGGAUCUGAACUUUUAAUUAGGAUUGGUUGACUGUUUGAUUUUCACUUCUUUUUAGACCUUACUUUAGAUUUCAUUUAUUUGCAGACAAUACACUGGUGUGGCAACAUCAGCACUGAGGUGUCCACCCUACACGUCCCUAUCAGCACAUAGGAAGAAAAUAGGUAAUCUCCCCACCUCACCCCACAAGUUUUUCCUCUCCAGUGUGGAUUUGUGUACUGAACAAAGUAAACAGCACAACAUCUAUGGAUUUCAAGUUCUCCUGAUACUUGCACACCCCAUCUUUAGCUGCCAGUGUAGGACAUGUUUGGUCUUGAAAUAUGAAUGCAUAAUUAAGACAGCCUGCCUUCAAACCUGACCACUCAGGGAUGUUCUAUUCUAGAAAUAAGGAAUAUGGCCUACAUGGCAUCAUUGCAGCUGUCUGAAACCACACAGCAUGCAUGGCUUCAUCCUGCAGAACCCUGAGGCUUGUAGUUGGUGACUUGGAAUUCUUUACUGUACAUCAGGAGAAUGCGCUAUAGCGCUGUAGUGCUAUAGCACAGACCAAAUCCAUCACCAAACUAUACAUUCCAGAAUUUUGUAGGAGGAAGGCAUGGACAUCAAAAUGGCAGCAACCUUACUACGAGUGUUUUGUGUGCGUACCCUCUGAGUUGUGUAGCUUAAAGGGAAAGGGGUAUGUUUGUACAUAGGAUGACUUCUGUGAAGGCCAAGCUGUUUGCCAGAGGAAAAAAUGACACGGAUAUCACAAUGUUGUCCAAAGCUAGCAGAGUGACGACCACUGACCAGUCAUAGCAUGUAGGCUGUCUUUUUUUAGCAGACAUCUUAAUGCCAUACAAACAACAAAACAAUCAUGAGCUGCCCUGUGAAACAAUUAAGCAGUGAACUCCUUCUUAACUUUUAUUCUUGGGUGGUGGGAAUAUUCUUCACGUGGUUUCACUUUUGAAUAAAUGUGUUUUGUAACUUAAUGUUGACAAAUGGCUGAAGCACAUCUCUGCAUGCUAUGGGGGGACCCUGCUCGGGGGACUUACCCCAAGGUUUCAAAAACCUGAAUAUUCAUUCUAUGACUGCUCUGGGGUAUAAAUAAAAAGCAGCCACGCGAGACCCCCAAAUCUAAAUGUUUCUGCAAUGCAACAGCUGUUUUCUAAAAAUCCAGAUUUUAAUCAAAAUGUAUGUAUUGAGUCCAUCAAAUCGUCAAUAAAAGUUUUGUGUAUGUGGCUUAUUUUA